Cetraspora pellucida is the source of this 2043-nucleotide messenger RNA. The record is from the annotation of a GenBank genome assembly. Lineage: Eukaryota; Fungi; Glomeromycota; Glomeromycetes; Diversisporales; Gigasporaceae.
AUGAGAUCUAAUAAAUUCAAUAAAUUCGAUCGCCGGUCAUCUUUACAUACUCGAAUAAAUGGCAAUGCUUGUUCUCAAGCGAACCUGGUUCUUCCUAUCUUCCCUUUAGCACCACCAUCAAAAGGUGUUGGUUUAUGUAAUAAUACUGGAGUAGAUUGUUUUAUUAAUUCUACACUACAAUGUCUUAUGCAUAUCCAACCGUUCGCAAAUUUUUUGGAACGUAAUUUAAGAUGUUCAUGUUCCGGUUUUUGUGGAUUAAGAGAGUUGUCCAUUCUACGAAUGUGCGCGUUACGAGCGAGAUAUACGAUAAGAAAUAGGGACUUACACCGAAACAUUAAAGUUAUUGAUCCUUUUGCAGAUGCUUACCGUCAAAAUGACGCUUUUCUCUUUCUCUGUGGAUUAAUUUCUAAUCAAAUUGAACGUUGUUGCAAUUCUUUACAAACGACUGCUGUAUUUUUUGAUAGGGUAUUUAAAACAACUUGGCGUAAUGAGGUCAUUUGCACAGCAUGUUCGCAUAAGUCUAUUACUUACAAGCAAGAGCAAGCCAUUCAAGUGGGAUUAGGAAAAGUGCUUAUAGGUAGUAUCCGAGAUUGGGCCGGUCCUUAUCCGCUUAAUGAUUAUAACGAAAUUUUGGAUAUGUCUGAGUUUUGUGAGCAUCCGGAAGAAGACGCACGAUACCGUCUUUCUGCAUCAAUCGUUCAUGUUGGAAAUACUCCACGAAGUGGACAUUACUACGCUUAUGCCAAAACAGCUUCUGGAUGGGUUAAAUUUAAUGAUAGCACAACAACAAAUGUUGUUUUAGAAACCACACUUAGAGAUAAACCUUACAUCCUUUUUUACACCAAGGAGAAUACUUCUUCAACUGCUACUGUAGCAUCUUCAACUGUUACUGUAGCAUCUUCGUCAAGUUCCAAUAUAAAAACGAAUACAUCACUGUGUAACACCAUCAAAUAUAUAACAAAGAAACAAUCUGUUGUAUCGUUGAAUAGUAAAAUUUCCGUUGAUAUUCAGUCGUCAACUGUCGAAAACGUGACUUCUAUCAAAUCCGAAACGGUAAAAGAUUCAUGCGAUAAUAAAAAUUCGUGUGAGAUCGUAGAUGCUGUCAAAAUCAAAAAUAAGGAUGAGCAAGUUGUAUUAUGCAAUUCAAAAGAAUUAGAAAAGAUUAACCCAUUGGUUAAUAUUAAUGAAUCUAAUGAUAAUAUUGGAUUGAAAGAAUCUGAUAAGGCUAAAUUAGAAGUUAGUAAUGUUAAACCAGUGUCAAGGACGGUCGAAAUUCCAGAAGAGGGUAAAAAUAACAAAUCGACUAUCAUUACAAAGUGUUUCAUAGCAUCAACAACUUUUAUAUCUGAUCAAGAGAAUUUGCAAGCGACUGAUACGCCCUCGAUAGAUUCAUCAUCGCUCGAACCUAUGAUAUCAGAGGAACCUGGAACUAUCACAUUGUCUACAAUAGAGAACGCACUAUUAAUACCUUUUGCUUCCGAUGUUAAAACCACGGAAGUAAUAAAGAAGGAUUUAGUUGAAAAGUCAUCCGAGAUGUCUACUUUAGGAAAGCGUAAAGAAAGGGAAAACGAUUAUGAGCAAAGCCCCGUAAAUAAACAAAAACUAAACAAGAUAACGUCAAAUGUUCAACAUAUUAAUGAUAUACCCCAAGAACAUAUUUCGAUUGAAGAAUGGCAAGUCCAAAAGAACAAACAAACUGCAUUGUCAAAUCCUAUAAUAAUUAGUCAAUUUUCUAGUAACUCGUCAAAGUCAGUGGUUAAUGACCAAUCUAUAAAUGACUUUUGUCAAAUAAAUACAGCUUCAAAUGAACGGAAUUGUAAUGAGAAUUCGACCACUGUAUCACUUUGUAGUAAAGGGACACACAAAAUUGGGCAUGGUAUAAGUGUAGUUGAGUACGGACAAUGUCGUUGGAUUGUUGAAAAUCUUCCAUCAAUAAAUUCUUUGAAUGAUUGUUGGAAAAAGAAAUUUUCACAUAAUAGAAAUAAAAUGAUUCGCAAGAAACGGAAAGGAAAACUUAAAGCUAGGGUACGGAGUAGUAUUUGA